AUGUCAGAAAAACCAACUACAUCCUCGACAUUUAAAUUUGAAGAGGAAUUCUCAAUCCAAGAAGAGAACUUCCCGAAAGAAUCUGUAGGAGAAGCAAUACAAGAUUCGAAUGGAAUAACCUUUGGAGGCGAAAAUGGCACCGGUGCCACAUCCGGCAGGCCAUCAUGUGCAACGAGCGAUGGAGGGUACAGUACUGGUCCUCCGUCUUCCAGGACGACAUGUGCAACAAUAAGCUACGGAAGCUGCUACAGCAGUGGUGGAACAUGUAGCUUCAAACCGACGUGCCAUCCGUUACCACCUGGCUUCGGAACACCAAUUAUCAAAAUUGGUCAUAGUCCUGAAUUUACGUUUGGUGGAUGGGAUAAUCCUACUGAAAACUUCGAUGUACAGAUUGGUUAUGAUCAGCAGCAACCUGAUGAUCUGGAUCUGGAGGCUACAUAUGCUGCAGAAGAAGACGAGAGAAGACAAGGGGAAGAUGCAGCUGCUUCCCCAGCAGUAACCCACUCAAGCUUCGUUUCAACGGUGAUAAAUAGUGACCUAGUACCCUAUGUUCCUCUACAUCUUGCUGCUCUCAAAGGCGACUGGAAUACUGCUUUGUUCAUAUUGCAAUCGAAUCCUGAAGCUGUUAGGGCUAGGAUCACAAAGGGUUUAGAAACAGCUCUUCACAUCGCGGCCGGAGCUAAACAUACCAUCUUUGUUGAGGAGCUGGUUAAAUGGAUGAGUCCAGAGGAUCUUGAGCUGAAGAAUGACGUCGAAAACACUGCCUUAUUUUUUGCUGCUGUUUCUGGUAUCAAAAGGAUCGCCCAGGCAAUGGUGGAGGUUAAUUCAAGAUUACCUCGGAUCCGAGGUAGUAACAAUUCAACAGCUCUGCAUAGGGCUACUUUGUUAGGGCACAGGGAGAUGGUGUGGUAUCUUUACAGUAAGACUAAAAGAAUUUUGACCUACCAGGACCGUGUAGGGCUUCUAAUUGCUGCCAUAACAGCAGAUCUUUAUGAUGUAGCUCUGGAUAUUGUUAAACAACACCCUGAAAUGGCUCUUGCUCGAGAUGAAAACCAAGAGACUGCACUCCAUGUAAUGGCGCGAAAGCCUUCAGCAUAUUAUAGUGGAAGUCAGCUUGGAUUCUGGGAACGAUGCAUAUUAUCUCUCCCCAGAAACUUGAAACGUUCCUGCGAAAGAAAAGUAAAGCAUGCACUAGCCACUGAACUUGUGAAGCAGCUAUGGACGAAAAUUCUGACAUUAGAAAAUGAUUGCAAGAUUGGUGAUUUCAUUAAAAAACCGUCUCGCUUAUUGUUUACUGCAGCAGAGUUGGUGGUUCACAGGCAGGAGAAGGUUUUCAAUCUUAUCUAUGAAUUAGGUGGAUUGAAAGAUUUGAUAGCAUCUCAUAAGGAUGACAACAAUAACAAUAUGCUUCAUUUGGCUGCAAAACUUGCACCUGCCAAUAGACUUAAUACUGAUACUGGGGCAGCUUUUCAAUUGAGAAGAGAGUUGCUGUGGUUUAAGGAAGUGGAAAAGAUCGUCCAACCAUUAUACAAAGAGAUGAGGAACUCUGAUGGCAAAACACCUCAAAUUCUAUUCACGGAGGAGCACAAGGAUCUACUAAAAGAAGGAGAAAAGUGGAUGAAGAGCACUGCAUCAUCAUGCAUGGUCGUGGCAACCCUCAUCGCCACCGUAAUGUUUGCCGUUUUCUCUACUGUCCCGGGUGGCAACAACAAUGACACAGGCCUGCCAGUGUUCAUAAAAAAAACGGCCUUAAAAGUCUUCGCUAUAUCAGAUGCAGUAUCACUUGUCUCCUCUGCGACUUCGAUCUUGAGUUUUCUCUCGAUCCUAACCUCGCGCUACUCCGAAGGUGACUUCCUCCAUUCUUUACCAAACAGGUUGAUCGUAGGACUUGCAACCCUAUUCAUCUCUAUAGCUACCAUGAUGAUCACAUACGUUGCAACAGUGUUUCUUGUUCUCGGCCAUGGAAAUGGAGGGAUAAAAGCUCAGAUAACUUUGGUUGCUGUCAUUCCAGUUAGUUUCUAUGCUUUGCUGCAGUUUCCUCUUCUUUCGGAUAUGAUCAGUCAUGCUUAUAUUUCAAGAGUAUCUUUUCGUUCCAGCAACCAACUCUUGCAAUAG
Messenger RNA from Fragaria vesca subsp. vesca, 2115 nucleotides. RefSeq names its product ankyrin repeat-containing protein At3g12360-like. Gene Ontology annotation, molecular function: protein binding. NCBI's taxonomy places the organism in Eukaryota, Viridiplantae, Streptophyta, Magnoliopsida, Rosales, Rosaceae. The transcript has 6 exons. Bases 1 to 2115 code for a protein of 704 amino acids. The record is from RefSeq and is a predicted model, not a curated record.